CGAUCAUCACAUCAGAUAUGAUCAGAUAUUAAUUAUGUUGUGAUUAGGUUUGUUUCUGGUUAAAAAUGGUAACCGUAUGAUAACCUAGUGUAAAUAUAUCGCCGAUUUCACUAGCGUCAGUCCGGUUAAAUGAAAUGUUUUGACGUCAUGUCGUGUCAAAAUUCCGGAAAUAGCGGACAGGACUCAUUUUACCCUUAAUGAGCGAGCAAGGAAAAACUCCCUGAAACAUCAUGAGAAGGAAACCGUGAGAGGAACCAGACCCAAAAUGGAAGCCAUCCUGAUCUGGUGACAUCAUCGACCUGAGGUGACGGUGGUGAGAAAAACCUCCCUGAGAUGAUAUGAGGAAGAAACCUUGAGAGGAACCGAACUCAGAAGAGAACCUCAUCCUCAUUUAGGAAGAGACAGAGACAGCCUCUGCCCGAGACUUUUGCUCUAGUUAACCUAUUCGACUCGUAAGGUUUCUGACGUAACUCCAAACAGAUCCCGAGCCAUGAAUACCACUGGAAGAGGAUAAAAGCGUUCAGCAGAAUCGAACAGCAGUACAGAUCACUUCUCAUCCCUGCCCGAGACAAACACAGAACCGAACGAAAAUGACGGGCAUUUCGCAUCAACCGCAUGGCAAAGAGGCUGUCGAAGGACUGUCUUUUAGAACAAGGAGAGAAAGUUCUGCUUUGAUGCCCGAGUUGUCUGUAAACUCCUUUCCUGAAGGCUCUUUGAAUCCAGACUACAGAGAACCAGAGCGUCCGCUCGGCCAUGGGAAGAAGUAUCACGCCAGCAUGAAGAACAUGAUUCCUGUUCGCUUCAGCUCAGGAUCAAACCCCAUGGACGAUGCUGGAUUCUUUUCCUUCAGCUCGUUCGCAUGGAUGACACCCAUGAUGUGGAAGUUGUACAGGAAUCAUCUGGAUAAAGACUUGCUCAGUCUUUCUCCUCAUGACGGAGCGCACGCAAACGGAGAGAGGUUCAUAAGGAUGUGGGAGGACGAGGUGGCCCGUGUGGGCAUCGAGAAAGCGUCCCUUGGCGCAGUAGUGAUGCGUUUUCAGAGGACUCGUUUUAUAGUUUCGUCCAUCGUCUCACUUCUGUUCACAUUGUGCGUGUUUGUAGGACCGUCUAUUCUGGUAAACAUGAUCCUGACGUAUGUGGAGAAGACCGAGGGAAACACGCUGGUGUAUGGCGUUGGCCUGUGUGUAGCUCUGUUCGUCUCGGAGUUCGGUAAAGCCUUCUUUGCUUCACUCCUCUGGGCCAUAAAUCUACGCACCGGCAUCCGAAUGAAAGGAGCCUUCAGCAUGCUCGCUUUCAACAAAAUAAUCAGACUCCGAACGCUCAGUGACAUCACUGUAGGAGAGACGAUCAACGUAUUAACGAGCGACGGCUAUCGUAUGUUCGAGGCGAUGCUGUUCAGCACGUUUCUGCUGAGUAUCCCCAUACUGCUGGUUGUGUGUAUUAUUUAUUCUUGUUACAUCUUGGGAUACACUGCACUCAUUGGAAUCGUCACGUACCUCAUCUUUAUACCCGUCCAGUUCUUAACUGGUGUGUUGAUCAGAGUGUUUCGGAGAAAGACCGUCUCUGUGACAGACAAACGUGUCCGCACCAUGAACGAAGUCCUGACCUGCAUCAAACUCAUUAAAAUGUACGCAUGGGAGGAGUCUUUCGAAACGAAAAUCAUAGAUAUCAGGAAGCAUGAGAAACUGCUUUUGGAGAAAGCAGGAUAUAUCCAAAGUGUGAACGCUUCCAUAACAGCCGUGGUUCCUUCGCUGGCUACGAUUCUGACCUUCAUCGCUCACACAGCACUCCGAUUCCCCUUGCAGCCAUCUACCGCCUACACCAUCAUCGCUGUGUUUAACUCCAUGCGGAUGACGAUGGGACUGCUGCCGUUUUCUGUUAAAGCGGUGGCCGAAGCGAAAGUGGCUCUGACACGAUUGAAGAGGAUCCUGAUGAUAAAGAACCCCAACCCCUAUCUGAUCCGGAACAAAGACCAGAGUGAUGCUUUAACGAUGAACAACGCUUCGCUCUCCUGGAAACUCUCCGUUCCGAACGGCCCCGAAAGCCCAGCGACUGUGGGCAACGGGGUGAAGAACUGUAAAGUGGAGCCUGCGGACGUCAAUCAGAACGGCACACACACACAAGACACAAAACCAACACUAAGGAACAUCACGUUUACUCUUCCCAAGGGUAAUUUGCUUGGAGUUUGUGGUAAUGUUGGAAGCGGUAAAACCUCGCUGAUAUCAAGCAUACUCGAGCAGAUGCAUCUCCAGAGUGGAUCUGUGUCAAUAAACGGAACGUUAGCCUACGUUUCCCAACAAGCCUGGAUCUUUCAUGGAUCUGUACGAGAUAAUAUUUUAAUGGGAGAACCUUUUGACCAAGUGAGGUAUAACCGUGUUAUCUACGCCUGCAGUCUGAAGCCAGAUCUGGCUCUUCUCCCGUACGGUGACCAGACAGAAAUUGGAGAGCGCGGUCUGAACCUAUCAGGUGGUCAGAAGCAGAGAGUCAGCCUAGCGAGAGCCGUCUACUCCGACCGAGACAUCUUCCUUUUGGACGACCCUCUGUCUGCGGUCGACGCCCAUGUGGGCAAGCACAUCUUUGAAGAGUGCAUCAAGAAAGAGCUAAAGGGCAAGAGCGUGAUCUUGGUCACACAUCAACUUCAGUAUUUGGAAUUCUGUGAUGAGGUCUUGCUCUUGGACGACGGCAAGAUUAAGGAAGGCGGACCGCACAGUGCACUGAUGAAAGCAAAUGGUCGCUACGCACAUCUCAUCAACAACUACCAGCUGGAACAGAGUGACGAGACAAAGGAGGAAGCCCCGACGAGCCCCACUGAUUCCACGGAGCACACCAAACAGGCCAGGGCAGGGUCCAAAAGUGACGGAAUCGUAAAUGCAGCCUUUGACAUGUCCGAUGAGAGACUUAAACCAGCACCCGAUGCUCAGGAUACAAAAGAGCCUAAAGACCAGCUCGUCACCAAGGAGGUCUCUCAGGAAGGAUCAGUUACUUUCAGAACUUACCAUGAAUACUGUCAUGCUGCUGGAGGUUACAUUCUGUUGUUUUUUGUCAUGCUAUCCUUCAUCCUGCUGGUGGGAAUGACUGCCUUCUCCAACUGGUGGCUCAGUUACUGGCUAAGUCAAGGCUCCGGGAAUACAACAAAUCUCAACUCGACCAUCAAUGACAUCUCCAAAAAUCCAGAUCUGGGCUUCUAUCAGUUGGUAUAUGGCUUGAGUGUGGUGGUUAUGGUGGUCCUGAGCGGCAUGAAGGGUUUUUCUUUCACUAAAGUGACGCUGCACGCUUCCUCUAAACUCCACGACACCAUGUUCAGAAGGAUCCUGUCCAGUCCUAUGAGCUUCUUCGACACGACCCCUACCGGCCGUAUGGUGAAUCGCUUCAGCAAAGAUCUAGAUGAGAUCGACACGGCGCUGCCGUUCAACAUGGAGAACUUCUUGCAGUUCUGCCUCAUCGUCACCACCACUCUCUUGACCAUCUGCAUUGUUUUUCCCUUCCUCCUCAUUGUCGUCGCUGCAUUGGGCGCCAUCUUUGCUGUCAUCCUCUACAUCUUCCAGAGGAGCAUUCGAGAGAUGAAGCGGAUGGAGAACGUGAGCCGCUCUCCCUGCAUCUCUCUCACUACCUCCGUCAUCCAGGGCCUCAGCACCAUCCACGCUUACGACAAAAGAGGACAGUACAUGCAAAAGUUUAAAGUGCUGAAUGAUAAUAACUCUAAUCACUUCCUGUUGUUUAACUGUGGCACACGUUGGCUGUCCUUCUGGCUGGACUUCCUGUCUGCAUCGGUUACUCUGAUUGUGGGACUGUUUGUAGUGCUCACCUCCAACGAUGUCAUCAAUACUUCACUCAAGGGUCUGGCCCUAUCAUAUACCAUACAGUUGACGGGCAUUCUACAGUUUGUUGUGAGGCUCUCUACGGAAGUGGAGGCGAAGUUUACCUCAGUGGAGAGACUUCUGGAGUACAUCACAGGCUGUGUGUCUGAAGCGCCUCGCAAAGUGAAAGGCGUGGACAUCCCUUCAGGCUGGCCGCAGGACGGCUCUAUCACCUUCAAGAACUACAGCAUGAGGUACAGAGAGAACACGCCGAUCGUGCUCGAUCAACUCCAGCUCACAAUCAAACCACGAGAGAAACUCGGCAUCGUAGGGCGUACCGGCUCAGGUAAAUCGUCACUCGGUGUGGCUCUCUUUCGUUUGGUGGAGCCUGCAGGGGGCACUAUUGUGAUCGACAGCGUGGACGUCUGCACUUUAGGGCUCCAGGACCUUCGCAGUCAGUUGUCCAUCAUCCCACAGGACCCGGUCCUCUUUAUCGGAACCGUCAGGUAUAACCUUGACCCGUUUAAUAAGUACACCGAUGAGGAGAUCUGGAUGGCUCUGGAGAAAACGUACAUGAAAAAUGCAAUCUCCAGUUUGCCACAGAAGCUGGACUCGGCGGUCGUGGAGAACGGCGAGAAUUUUUCCGUCGGUGAGAGACAGCUCAUGUGCAUGGCCAGAGCACUGCUUCGCAAUUCCAAAGUAAGCACACAUACUCACACACACACACACACACACACACACACACACACACACACACACCCCAGUGGAUUUAUGUCAUAUCAUAUUCCUUUUCAUACAGAAAAUGAUGUUAGGUUUAUUACAUUCAGAUUUUUUUUUUUUUGGUUUUGACAUAAUUUGGGAAAAUGACAUCAUUGUGUUUUUUUCAUGGAUUCGGCUGCACAGCAGUUAUCCGGGGUCGACAUGAAGUUCAGCCAUUUUUAAGCUCUACAGAUGUCCACACGGUAGAGCAGUAGGCCGUCUGGUAGUUUCUGGAAGUUUCUAAACCUUUUGUUGCAUCAGAAAUGUUCAGUGCAUAAACAGUCUUAACAGAUUGAUAUCCGGUUGUGUUUAAUGCCACAAGUUUUAAAAUGCAAAAACAAAUGGAGAUCCCCGGAAUUCUGUGAUUUUUUUAUUAUUAGUUUUUUAAAAAUUAUUUGGUUAAAAUAGCGGAAAUCAUAACUGACCUUUAAAGGUUGGGUCUCCGAUUUUUGAGAAAUGCUUCAGAAAACUGAGUCGGAACGACAAAGUAAAAAUCUAAUCAAAAAUCAAAACAAACGUGUGG
This is a messenger RNA of Tachysurus fulvidraco (yellow catfish), 5079 nucleotides long. RefSeq names its product ATP-binding cassette, sub-family C (CFTR/MRP), member 12 (gene abcc12). Gene Ontology annotation, biological process: transmembrane transport. NCBI's taxonomy places the organism in Eukaryota, Metazoa, Chordata, Actinopteri, Siluriformes, Bagridae. The record is from RefSeq and is a predicted model, not a curated record. The transcript has 31 exons. The coding region runs from base 591 to 4646 and encodes 1351 amino acids. Gene Ontology annotation, molecular function: ATP hydrolysis activity; ABC-type transporter activity; ATP binding. Gene Ontology annotation, cellular component: membrane.